Molecule: messenger RNA, 1771 nt
Organism: Setaria italica (foxtail millet)
Lineage: Eukaryota; Viridiplantae; Streptophyta; Magnoliopsida; Poales; Poaceae
Product: DDB1- and CUL4-associated factor 13
Exons: 17
Coding region: 176-1534 (452 amino acids)
Biological process (GO): maturation of SSU-rRNA from tricistronic rRNA transcript (SSU-rRNA, 5.8S rRNA, LSU-rRNA)
Cellular component (GO): small-subunit processome; nucleolus
Molecular function (GO): protein binding
Source: RefSeq, a predicted model, not a curated record
CUCUCUCUCUCUCUCUGUGUCUCUCUCCCGUUUGUGUUUUCCCCUCGACAGCGGCGGCGGCGGCGGCGGGCGAGGGUUUGGAGGUCAGGAAGCUUGCGGCGCGGCGCAAAACCCUAGCUCCUCGCCCGCUUCUCCUCGCCAAGUGCUCUCCUGUCUCGCCUAUCCCGCGGGCGCGAUGAGGGUGAAGGUGAUAUCGCGCUCCACCGACGAGUUCACGCGCGACCGCAGCCAGGACCUGCAGAAAGUAUUCCGCAACUAUGAUCCAGGGCUUCGUAGUCAAGAGAAAGCCGUUGAGUACACUCGUGCACUUAAUGCUGCAAAGUUAGAGAAAAUAUUUGCUAAGCCAUUUAUUGGAGCUAUGGAUGGACAUAUUGAUGCGGUAUCGUGCAUGGCCAAAAACCCCAAUCAUUUGAAAGCAAUAUUUUCUGGUUCAAUGGAUGGAGAUAUUCGCCUUUGGGACAUUGCUGCGAGGAAGACAGUUUGCCAGUUCCCUGGACACCAAGGUGCCGUACGAGGUCUAACAACAUCCACGGAAGGCGAUCUUCUUGUAUCAUGUGGCGUUGACUGCACUGUUCGACUCUGGAAAGUUCCAAUGCUUAAAAUGGUGGACACUAGCGAUCACAUUGGAGACACUUCCCAGCCAUCAGCAGUCUAUACCUGGAAGCAUGCAUUCUGGGGUGCUGACCACCAGUGGGAUGGUAAUCUUUUUGCAACUGUUGGUGCUCAAGUUGAUAUAUGGGAUCCUAACAGGUCGGAGCCAGUAAAUAGCUUUGAGUGGGGUAAAGAUACAGUUCUUUCUGUGCGAUUUGAUCCUGGAGAUUGCAAUAUUUUGAUUACAUCAGCCAGUGAUCGGAGUCUAACACUUUAUGACCUGCGCAUGUCAUCUCCAGCUAGAAAGCUAAUAAUGAAGACAAGGUGCAAUUCGGUAUGCUGGAACCCAAGGGAGCCCAUGAACUUUACUGCUGCAAAUGAAGACACAAACUGUUACUCCUUUGAUGCUAGAAGGCUGGAUGAAGCCAAAAUUGUUCACAAAGGCCAUGUUUCGGCAGUGAUGGAUAUUGACUACUCACCGACAGGGCGUGAAUUUGUUACUGGUUCCUAUGAUAGAACAGUAAGGAUUUUUAAUUAUCUUGGUGAUCAUAGCAGAGAGAUUUACCACACCAAGAGGAUGCAAAGGGUGUUUUGUGUGAAGUACACCUAUGACGGGACCUAUCUAGUCUCUGGCAGUGAUGAUACAAAUCUUCGGCUGUGGAAGUCCAAAGCUUCGGAACAACUCGGAGUUCUUCUUCCACGGGAGCGCAAAAAACAAGAAUACCUGGAUGCUGUGAAGGAGAGGUACAAGCACCUCCCAGAAGUGAAGCGGAUUGUGCGGCAUCGACACCUACCGAAGCCAAUCUACAAGGCAGCCAACAUGCGGCGUACGAUGAUUGAGGCGGAGAACCGGAAAGAGGAGAGAAGGCGAAAGCACAGCGCUCCAGGGAGCAUGCCCGUGCAGCCCUUCAGGAAGCGAAGGAUCAUCAAAGAAGUUGAGUAGGGGUAGUAGGAUUUGCACAGGGCCUUGUUCCUGUUGGUUGGGCUCGAAACGUCAAGUUGUCGUGGAGUUUGUUGAGGACAUGUUGAGAAUGUAUGCGGGCGUUGAGAUUUGGGACCGGUAGCUGAAGUUUUUCCCCGCCUACGUGCAUGUGCUGUAUCGAUUUUGUUUUGAAAUUACAAAUCUUUCUAUAUAUAUAUAAAUAUAUAUAAUAUGGAGCCAGCGGUUUUUACCACUGUA